CAGUAGGUGGGUGAGGCUGACAUUCACAGCUCCUAAUGAAGAAACACCCUAAACAGAUCCCGUGACUUUGCUUCAAGACCUGGGGUCUGUCCAGGAAAGGAAGCAGAAGCAUUAAAUAUUUCGUGCACGUUUGAUAUGGAUUGUCCAGAACAUAAAAAAUGCUGUGAGACAUCUAAAGGAGUGGGUUGUUUGGCUCCCUUACCUGAAGGGCAAACAGUGACAAAAUAUUGGUAUAAUGUGUCAGUCCUGGUGAAAAUGGAUUUCAACAAGCUAAGUACAGUGGAUCCAAAACUUCUGAAUCAUUCUCGGCUUUUGCAUUCAAUGAUCACUGGAGCUUUAUGGCCUUUGAAUGUGUCAGUGUACCAUAUCCAGACUACUCGGGCAGAACUCUAUGCAGAGACAUUGGCUUCUCAGAUUCUAGUUGGACUGCAGCAGUUGGUUCCAUUGGUGAACAUUUCAUCUUUGUUGGAGGAUAUCGUGAUGCGGGUGUCUGAAGUCAUUGACAUAGUUGUGCAAGAUUUUGAUCCAAGUUCACCAAACCUUCUGUAUGAAAAGAGCAAUUCUUCUGAUCUGGUGAGAAAUUCAGCAUCUGUACCACAAGAAAGCGGCAAAUCUGUAGAUUCUGAAUGCUAUCCUCCUACUAUCAGAAACUACAAGAUCUUCAGUGUCACAAGCAACAGUUUUGAAGUGUCUUGGAGUGUAAAUUCGAAGCAGAACCAUUCAUUCCAGAUCGAAGUGUACAAAGGAAAGGAGCUCAUUCAGCGAAUAGAAACCAUGGAUAUGGAACUUGAAGUAUCAAAUCUGGAAGCAGGUGUAAUGUACACAGUGAAAAUCAGCUAUGACGUUUGUGGCAAAACCAUUUUCUCUUACAGAAAUGUAAAGACAGAUGCCUUGAUGUUUGGUUUAACAAUAAGGAUCUUGAACUAUAACUUCACGGAUGAACUCCUCAAUGCCAGCAGUGCAGAAUAUCAGGAAUUUGCUAGCAUUCUGAUGUCUGAGAUUAGGAAUUCAUUUCCUCCACAUAUGUCUGCAUUGUACAAAGCAGAGAAGCUGAAAGUCCGGAUUGAUUCCUUCAGAACUGGUAGUAUCAUUGUGAAGUUUAAAAUCAUAGUAGAAGACCUGGAAUUUCCUAAAGAGCUAUCGGCAUUUGAGCUAAUGAUUUCGUCCCUUUUCAAAAGUUCUGUACUGGUUAUUGACACAAAGAACUCUCUAGUGGAAGACUGGAAUGAAUGUGCAUCCAGAGUAGAAAAUGAUUGUUGUAGGUUUGCAGAGUGUAUCAACACUCUAGGCUCAUAUAUGUGCAGAUGCAAGACAACCACAGAUGCCAACCCGCUCCGACAAGGGAGAAAUUGUGAGGGGGAAAUUGUGGAUCCUGUUACUGAAAUGGUGCCAAUGUCAGAAGCAAACGGUACGGAUGGACUGCCAAGGAUAAGUGCCACUCCUGUAUCAGUGGCAGAAAAAAGAAGAGUGACUCCCUUCCCUUCUCAGUCUACUGAGACAAUAAUAGUACCCACUGGUGGUACCCAAGAAUCAACCCAUUUCCUGAAAGAGAAAAUGGUGUCAGGAUCCCAGAGAACAAAUAUUUCAGAAUAUGCCAGAAAUAAUAACACCCUGAAUAUUUCAGAAACAACAACUCUGGUGGCAGAAGAUGGUGGCACUGUCACUGCAACACAGCAGAGCUUAGAAGUGGAGAGACUAUCAACAGCACCAGAAAAAGACAAUUCUUCAUUGCCCAUGAUACUUGGAGUUUCAUAUCCUACCAGUUUUCCUUUUGUGAGAAAUGGGCCUGAACAAGAGAAAAGCACACCUAACUUUUUAACUGAGAGAAGUUCUCAGAAAGUUCAAGAUAUGAAUGUAACCAAGCAUCCCAAAGUUCAUGCACUGAACUAUACCCUUGAUAAAGAGAUGGAAAAAGAUAACAGAUCUUGGUCUGAGAAGAAAUUAUCUGAAGUCUUACAGUUAUCUUAUAAGGAGCACACAACAGGCUGUGGCAUACCUCUUCCAGUAGAAAGAAUUUUGUUCUCCGGUGUAACCAGUACCAGCUUUGAAGUGAAGUGGACCACACAUUUUCUACUGAAUCCUGUUUUCCAGUUUCGGCUCUUUGAGGGAAAACAGGUUCUACGGGAGGUUAAAACACAGAGCAAUAACCUCACAAUUACUAGACUAAAACCUGGAAUUUUGUACACUGUUGAAAUUAAGACAGAGGUUUGUGGAAAGAAAAGUGAACCUGUACAGCAUAAAGUAAUGACAGCUGGCCAAAAAUUUAAUGGGACAGUCAAGAUAACAAAUCUGAACUAUAGUCCAGAGUUAAGUAACUGCAGUCAUGAACUAUUCCAAAAUUUUACACAGAUGUUUCUCACUGAGGUCCGCACAUUUCUGCCCCUUAACAUUCUUCAGAAAAUGGAUGCUGAUAUGAUUAGGAUGUUGAUAAUGAAUAUUACCAAUGGAAGCAUAAUGGUAAGCUUUAGUCUCCUGAUUCCUGAAGACAUGGAUGCAAGCAAUGUUUCCUGGUCUUUUCUUGAUGCCUUUCGACACAGCAACCGUUUCAUUAUUGACAACACCAGUCUCUCCAUACAUGAUUAUAAUGAGUGUGAUAAAGAAGAAACAGAUUGCUCUCCUGAUGCAUCAUGCUAUAAUACAUAUGGAUCCUAUAAAUGCAGCUGCAAAGAAGGAUUUAUCAAUGUAAAUGCUGAGAGACAUGGAAGACUCUGUGAAGCAGUUCUUUCAAGCCAUGAUGCUGGAAAUACUCAGGCAAAGGACUGGAAUAGCACUGUUUUGCCUUUGAUGCAUCCAUAUACUUCAAACCAAGUGUCGUCCCCUGUUUCAAAGAAUUCUUCUGCCCAAACUUUAAAAGACUCAACCAUGGGCAUUACAGUUGAUACAACAUCUACAGAGGCAGUAGCAAACAAAACUUCACCUCAAGUUCCAUCUUUGUCAUUCACUAAGCUUUCAAUUAAGAAUGAAGUUCAAGUGUUCUGUGAAAUUGAAAAAAUUGUCGUCACCAUCCAGAAGGGCUUUCUACAGAACCAGUCUAUCUCAGAAUCUUCAUUGUCCCUGGGGAGGCCCCACUGCAGUGGGAGAAAAAGUAAUUCCAGUCAUGUUGUGCUUUGGACAGGAUGGAAUGAAUGUGGAACUGAAGUGCAAAGUAAUACAACACACACUAUCCUCAAAACAAUUAUCCGGAAUGACACAUCUUCUUCCCUGGGUGUCAUCCACCAUUUCAGCCUUGCUGUUCCAGUUCAUUGUGUGUUUCAGAAUGAUCUCUUAGCUUCAUCUGGAUAUACUCCAGAAGGCAUUUACACCAUGUUUGAGGAUUUGCAUGGAUCAGGACAUUUCUUAACAGAAAUGCAGUUGUUUGUUGGAAACUCACAAAUCCCCCAAAAUUUCAGCAUCUCUGCUAGUGAUGACAUAAUGAUUGAGGUGGGAAUUCAUACAGAAGAUAGCAAACUCAAGGUGGUUGUUGGUGAAUGUUGGGCAACUCCUACGAAUAAUUCAAUGGAUCCUCUGUCAUUUCCUUUUAUACAUGGCAGCUGUCCAGUUCCAAAAACGCACACCACCAUAGUUUCAAAUGGGAUGUUCAGAAAAGCCCAGUUUAAGCUGAAGAUUUUCUCUUUCAUCAACAAUUCGGUGGUUUACUUGCAUUGCAAAAUCCAUGUCUGUGUGGAAGUUCCUGGAAGGACUUGCAAGGCGAGCUGCAGUGGUUUCCGUUCUCAGAGGAGUGGUGAAAUUAUUGCUAUGCCUAGUGCCUCUUGGGGGCCCCUGCACAAAUACAGUGAUGAUUUAAAGGGAGAGGACAAGCCUGGUUUAGGCGUGGGUUAUAUAGUCCUCAUUGUCAUUGGUGUGUUUGUUCUUGUACUGGGAAUAACAGUUCUUCUAAUUUACCGACACCACCGGAAGGCAGGAACAUACAAUUUCAAAAUCAAGUCUGACAAUUUUAACUACCAAGUGUUCUAUGACUGAACAUUUCAGUUUUG
Molecule: messenger RNA, 3974 nt
Organism: Pogona vitticeps (central bearded dragon)
Lineage: Eukaryota; Metazoa; Chordata; Lepidosauria; Squamata; Agamidae
Source: RefSeq, a predicted model, not a curated record